AUGGAGUCGAAGCUUGCGGAGUACCAGAGAUCGUCGCCGAGGAGAGGUUUCGGAUUCUCGAGAUCGGGAAGAGGUCAGAAACCGGCGGCGAGCAAUAAUAUCCUGGAGGCGAUAGGGCGGCUCACCGGCGGCGAGAUGACGGCGGCGGAGGAUGGGCGGGUGAAGCUCGUGGUGCGGAGGGAGGAUCUGAAGCAGGUGCUGAAGGCGAUCAAGGACGGCUGCGGGUUGGCGGGGCCGGCGGCGCUGGAGCAGCAGCUGAAUAUGUUGUGGAGGAGGCAGGUGGCAAAAGCGGCGGCCGCGGGUCAAGUGAGAGGUGGAAUUGGACGGGGUAGUUGGAAGCCUGAACUACAGAGCAUACCGGAGGAGGAACUGUAA
Messenger RNA from Striga asiatica, 375 nucleotides. The record is from the annotation of a GenBank genome assembly. Lineage: Eukaryota; Viridiplantae; Streptophyta; Magnoliopsida; Lamiales; Orobanchaceae.